Molecule: messenger RNA, 2028 nt
Organism: Trichogramma pretiosum
Lineage: Eukaryota; Metazoa; Arthropoda; Insecta; Hymenoptera; Trichogrammatidae
Product: X-ray repair cross-complementing protein 6-like
Exons: 9
Coding region: 47-1807 (586 amino acids)
Biological process (GO): cellular response to X-ray; double-strand break repair via nonhomologous end joining; cellular response to gamma radiation
Cellular component (GO): nucleus; Ku70:Ku80 complex
Molecular function (GO): double-stranded DNA binding; telomeric repeat DNA binding; damaged DNA binding
Source: RefSeq, a predicted model, not a curated record
UUACCAUUUGCUACAUUAUUGCAAGCAACAUUUGACAUUUUUCAAAAUGUGGCAAGAAGAUCCUAAUGAAACGCUCGAUGAUGAUAUCAUUGAUUACAUUGUUCAUGAACAUAUUAUCUUUUUGAUUGAUUACGACAAAAGGAUGCAGACAAAAUAUCUUUCCAAAUGUCUAGAGACUUAUCAAAAAAUUGCUAAGAAAAAAUGUUCUUCCAAUAAACAAGAUCAUAUGGGAAUUAUUUUGUAUAAUACAAAAAAGUCUAAUACCGAUGGUGAACAUGUUAUGACUUUGCAAAAAUUUGAUCUGGUCACAGUAGAUACUUUAAAAAAUGUCAAAAUUUUGUUACAGAAUAUUGAUUCAAUUGGUGAACCUGACGAUUCUGGCAAAAAUUCUUCUCCUCUAGAUGCUUUAACUUAUGCAUUACAAAUUCUAAAUUCUUCUCAGAAAGAAAAAAAUGUACAUAGAAAAAUUAUUCUUUGCACUUGCAAUGAUAAUCCUGUUAUUGAUACUCCUGAAAGACACCGCAUCGAAAAUCUAGUUUCCACAUUCAAGGAUAAUAAAAUCAAACUAAUGGUAGUAGGUUUUCAGAACUCUUGGAAAGAUGAAAUAUUUUACAAAGACUUGCAAAUCAUUUCCAAGACAUUUACAGAAGAUAGUUAUAGACGCAUUUGUUUAGAUGACCUAGAGUAUAGUAUUUCAUAUGCUACUAAAAGUGUUUGUAAAGUCCCAUGGAAGUUCAGUCCAAAAAUCACCAUUGAAGUUUCUAUAAAAGUCAUUAAUUCAUCUGUUAUGGCAUCACUACCAAAAAUCAAUGUAUUAAAAAAGACUAAUGAGCCAGUGGAUGUAAAACACAUCAUUGCAAGUAAUUCUUAUGAAGAUUUUCAACCUCAUGAUACAGUGAAAGAGAAAGAUGCAUUUGACAGGAAAGAAAUUAUUUAUUCAAAAAAAUUUGGGGGUUCAGAAAUUGAUUUUACAGCGAAUGAAAUGAAGAAAUUCAAAAAUUGCAAUUUGGAACCAGCUAUUGAAAUAUUAGGUUUCUCACCUGUAAUGUGUGAUCCAAUAAUGCACAGAGCUCCUGCGCAUUUUUUGUCUUAUACUUCUGAUUGCAAUGAAGAAAGUAGAGAUUUCUUUUCAAUAUUUGUAAGUAGAUGUGCAUCUAAAAAAGUAAUGGCUACAUGUAAAGUUAUUACAAAAGCAUAUGUAUCUUUUUGUAACAUGAUUCCAAGUGAAGAAGAUGGUGGAUUUUACAUGUACAGACUUCCUUUUAAAGACGAAGUUCGUUUUUUGGAUACUUUAUUGCAAGAUUUUAUAUAUAAUUCUGAUAAAAAAUGUGAUCUUGAUGAAACGACAAUCCCAUUUUUUAUGGAACUAAUGAAAAUGUCAAAGUUUGAAUACAGUCCUAAACUGUUUAGUAAUCCCAAAUUUGACAAAUGUGUUGCUCAUAUUGAAGCACUGGCAUUAGAAGAUAGACAGAGUCCUGCAAUAACAGAUACAACUCUUCCAAAAAAUUCAUUUAGCUCAGAAGUAGUUGAAAUAGAAAGGAAAUUAAUUAAACAGCUGAAUUUAAAAGAUAUUGCAACUUACCAAAUGGCGCAACAGCUUAAGCGAAAAAGAACUUCAAAUAAGGAUGAUAGUGAUGUUCUAGCAAAAAUUAAUAGAUAUGAUUUUCAGUCACUGGCUGAAAAUGAUAAGCUUGGUAAUCUUACUGUACCAGAAUUGAAAGCAUUUUUAGCUGGAGUUCGCCAGCCCUUUUCAGGGACUAAACCCAAGUUGAUAUCUAAUAUCAAAGCUUACUACGGAAUUUCUUGAAAUGAAUCUAUGAAUUUUCAAAAACAAUAUUUUCUUGAUUAUUUUUUAUAUUUUUUCUUAUUUUUCUAUGGUUUUUGUUUAUGUAACAAAGAAAAAAUUUAAUUACUUUUAAUUACCAAAGUGCCGAUUUUUUAGCAGCUACAUUGAAUACAUAAUACAAUGUAAAGAGUACAUUCUAUCAAUAAAAUUGAAAUUCUAUCUCUAGAUACGUUUUAAAAUUU